Molecule: messenger RNA, 8700 nt
Organism: Priapulus caudatus
Lineage: Eukaryota; Metazoa; Priapulida; Priapulimorpha; Priapulimorphida; Priapulidae
Product: kinesin-like protein KIF20B
Exons: 30
Coding region: 105-7334 (2409 amino acids)
Biological process (GO): mitotic spindle assembly; microtubule-based movement
Cellular component (GO): nucleus; spindle microtubule
Molecular function (GO): plus-end-directed microtubule motor activity; microtubule binding; ATP binding
Source: RefSeq, a predicted model, not a curated record
AAUUUUGAGUGCCCGCCGUUUUCAAGAAGACUUAUUUGUGAGACAGCAUAGGCGUGUAAAUCGCUAAAUCCCAAAUUAUAACGACUGAUAAUCGUACAUGGCAGAUGGCGUCAGGCAAGGCCCCACUAUCUCCAAAUGGAGACGAUGCAGACGUGUGUCUAUUUGGUAGUGAUGAGAAUAUCCCGAUGAACAUUGACCAGCCUUUACGGCGUCACCUGGCAAGCGAAUUUACAACCGUGGUUAAACCAUCGGAGGAGGAAGUUGAUGCACUAGAUUCGACUUCUGCAAAUUUGCAACCGGGUCAAGAGCACAUGAAAGUAUUUCUGCGUAUAAGACCCUUCACGGAAAAUGAAUUGAGACAAAAGGAGUCGCAGAACAUAUUAAAGGUUGACAAUUCAAACGUCCUAUCAGUGAAUGCUCCUAAGGACUCAGUGACAUAUAAGAACUACCAACAUGGAGGCGGCAGAAUGACCUACAAGUUCACCUUCUCCAAAAUAUUCGGACCAGAAUGUUCGCAGAAGACACUUUUUGACGAGGCGAUGGGAGGCAUAGUGAAAGAUACCGUAGAUGGACAGAAUUGUCUGCUGUUCACAUAUGGUGUAACCAAUGCUGGGAAAACCUACACCAUACAAGGCAAUCAGAGUGAUGAGGGUAUCCUCCCUAGGUCACUGGAUGUCAUCUUCAAUAGCGUCGUGGACAAGCAAUACGAGUCCAUGAAUCUGAAGCCGAGAUGUUUCCAGGAUGUCGUUAGACUCAGUGAAGAACAGGAAGCGAGUGAGGCAGCGUUUAAAAGAGGAAUCCUGCGAAUGGCAAACAACGAUGAGCCGGAGAGUUCGGUGCUGAUAGCCACAUCGACACUAGGAGGCAGUCAGAUGACUCUGAACAGUACCAGUGACCUAUCGUCUACCAGUGCUGCCAGUCAGAUGCUGGAUGUGACAAAGAGCAGUGAUGUGACGCAGCUGCUAGGUGAGGUUGAUAGUGUUCUUGAAGAGGCCAGAGUGAGCGUGGAGACACAGGGACAGAUCCGAUUCUCCAUCUGGGUUUCCUACACCGAGAUAUACAAUGAACUUGUGUACGACCUCCUCGCUCCAAUGGCAACCGGCAUGGACAGGAAGAGACCUUCACUCAAGCUGGCGGAGGACAAGUCUGGCAAUGUUUACGUGAAAGGCCUAAAAGAAGUCAAAGUUAAUAGUGCAGAUGAAGCCUACAAAGUCCUGUGUAUAGGGAAAAAGAACCUUCAAGUGGCAACAACGAAGCUGAACCAUAGUUCCAGUCGAAGUCACUGCAUUUUCACAGUGAAGAUUCUGCGAGUUGUAGAUAAGGAUAGACCACAUGUCUGCAGAGUCAGCAAGCUGUCCUUUUGCGAUCUCGCUGGUUCAGAACGAUACUCAAAGACACAGAACACAGGUCAGAGAUUAAAGGAGGCUACUAAUAUCAACACAUCACUGCUAACUCUCGGUCGAUGCAUCCACUCACUGCGAUUCAACCAGCUACACAAAGAUCAUCCAAACAUGGUUCCGUACAGAGACAGCAAGCUGACUAAGCUGUUACAGAGCUUCUUCAGUGGUAAGGGCAAGGCUUCGAUGAUCGUCAACGUCAGUCCGUGCGCCAGCUACUUUGAUGAGACGUUACACGGCCUGAAAUUCUCUGCCAUUGCCAAGCAGGUCACAGUGCAGCAGGUAAAGGAACCAGAGAUGAAACCUCCGAAGAGGCCGUAUCGUCAUCGUUCUAGCAAGCCGGCGAAGAUAUCACUGAUGCUUAAGGCAGCGCCGCCGCCGCGCACGCGUGAGACCCUCGCCUGGGAGGAAGCGCCCGCUGCCAAGCGCAGGCUGCAGGAAGCUGCGAAAAUACCGCUGCCCGAGGAUGACGACGAUGACCUGGAUGAGGAGGAGGAGGAGGAGGAAGAGGAUAACGAUGAGGAGAAUGAGGAGCUCAGGGAGCUGGUGGCGCAGCUGACGCAGCAGCUGAAGGAGGAGAAAAAGAAGCUGCUGCUGACGGAGACGCGCAUUCGCGAGGAGGUGUCGAGCGAGUUUGCCGCGCAGCUCAUCGACAUCGAGAACCAGCGCGCGGAGGACAUGCGCGAGGAGCGCCACGCAGCUGACGAGUAUGCAGAGAAGAGACUGGAGUUGUUCUCGCAGUCUGUGAAGAAAUCCCGAAAGCGAAUGAGGAUCAGGGACGAUGAUGAUGAUGACACAGCACUAGGAGCGCAGCUUCAGCUUGCGAACGCUAAAGCUCAGGAGCAGGACAGAGCGUUGGACGAGCUGCGUGAGCAGCUGAGGGAGGCAUCUUCAGACAUAGGCAAGCUGAAGGGGGCGCUGAAGGCAUCCGCCUGCGAACGCGCAAAGACCAUCGAGGAAAACUCCAAGCUCCAGUUCCGUUUGUCGGAUGCAAACACCACCAUCGGGCUUCUGCAGGAGAAAGAGCAAAUGCUUGAGGUAGCUGAGGCAACAGUGUGUGACCUGCAACAGCAGCUGAUAGAGACGUCACAGCUAGUCACGGCAAACGCUAGCGCUAGCAACGAGGUGUGCAAGCCGCAAGAGAAGGACAGCUUGAAUUCAUCUUCUGACUCCUUCCUGCACUCAGAGAUUGUCAAUCAGCUACAGAAGCAGCUGGAGGAAGCCAGGGACAAUGUAGAGCGUCAGGAAGCAGAGAUAAAGGAGCUUAAUGAGAUGCUAGAGGAAGCUGGUGAAACCUUUGAACAGAAGGAAGAAGAGAUCGGGAAACUUAAAGCUGCCCUCAGUGAGCCAGAUGAAAAUGAGCAGGCGUUGGCAGAAUUGGCUCAGCUGUCGGAGGAGAGCAAGCUCGCGUUGCAGGAAGCCAAGGAGAUGCUCGGCAGUCGAAACAACUACAUCCGCGAGCUGGAGGCCCAGCUACGCAGGCUGCAAGACACGCAGGAUCUCGCGGGCGAGAAGGUGAAGAUAUACGAACGCAUGACGAGCAAAAUUCUCGCGCUGGAGGCGCAAUGCGCGAUCGUGACGAAGCAACGCGACGACAACUCUGCCGAACUCGCCGCCUUGGUGGCCGAGCGAGACCGGCUGCAGGAACAGCAGGUGGCGCUGCUCGAGCGCGUGGAAACCGCAGAGGCACGACGCAACAGCAUGCAGCGCCACCUGGACUGUGAUGCCGUAGCGGCGGGAGACGAGGUAGGUGAGAGAGCUGUGGACGUUAACGUUGCCGUGGAAGCGUUGCAGACGAGCAAGGACACCCAGGGGGCGCUGGUGGAGUCCCUGCAGACGGAAAUGACGACCAGGCGAGCGGAUGUUGAGAGACUGGAGGCGGAGCUACGAAGCUGUGUGGAGCGACAGUCGGAACUCGAGCGAGAAACAAGUGAGCUGUCGAUUGCCAAGGAAUGGUUAGAGGCUGAAAACCGGGAGUUGAGACAGGAGAACGAGGCUUCUCUCCAGAAGGUGUCUCAACUCACGCAGGCAAACGAGGCUUCUCUCCAGAAAGUGUCUCAACUUACACAGGAGAAUGAACCUUCUCUCCAGAAAGUGUCUCAACUCACGCAGGAGAACGAGGCUUCUCUCCAGAAAGUGUCUCAACUUACACAGGAGAAUGAGGCUUCUCUCCAGAAAGUGUCUCAACUCACACAGGAGCAUGAGGUUCAUAAAGAAAAGGUGGCUCAACUCACACAGGAGAACGAGGCUUUUAAAGAGCAGGUGUCUCAACUCACACAGGAGAACGAGACUUCUAGCGAGAAGGUGUCUCAACUCACACAGGAGAACAAGACUUCUAAAGAGCAGGUUUCUCAACUCACACAGGAGAAUGAGACUUCUAGAGAGAAGGUAUCCCAACUCACACAGGAGAAUGAGACUUCUAGAGAGAAGGUGUCUCAACUCACACAGGAGAACAAGACUUCUAAAGAGCAGGUGUCUCAACUCACACAGGAGAACGAGACUUCUAAAGAGCAGGUGUCUCAACUCACACAGGAGAACGAGACUUCUAAAGAGCAGGUGUCUCAACUCACACAGGAGAAUGAGGCUUCUAGGGAGAAGAUGUCUCAACUCACACUUGAAACUGAGACUUGUAGGGAGAAGGUGUCUCAUCUAACGCAGGAGAACGAGGCAGUUAGAGAGCAGCUGUCUCGUCACGAGCGAGACGGGGAGGCAGAGAUCGAGACGCGAAUACGGGAGCUCGAGACCCGAGUACAAGAGACAGAGGACGCGCGGAGACGGGACAGAGUGGAGGGCGAGCAGGAGAUCAUGGGACUGACGGAGGAAGUUGAGAAACUGACAGAAGAGGGGGAGAGACUGCGUGCAUGCGUGGCACUGGUUGAGGAGGAGAGAAAAGACUACAUGGAGGAGGGGGAGAGAAUGCUUGCGUGUGUAGCACGGGUGGAGGAAGAAAGAGAUGGGUGCAGAGAGGAAGGAGACAGACUGCAGGCCUGUGUUGCGCGGCUGGAGGAAGAAAGGGACGAGUGCAGGGAAGAAGGAGAGAGACUGCAAGCGUGCGUGGCGCGGGCAGAGAAGGAGAGAGAUGAGUGCAGGGAGAGGAUGGAUGUGGUGCGACGAGAGAUGCAGACACAGGCACAGGCGUGGAUCGAUAGCGAGAUGAAAGUCACCACCAAGGUGCAGGAGCUGCUGGCAAAACUAGGAAACGAAAGGAAGGCAAACGCUGAUGCCGAAGUGCAGAAGUGCGAGAUGGAGAAGAAGUUGGAAGUCCUUCGACAAGACGCGGCAGAGAAAGAAAAGCUGGAGGAAGACAACCGGCAGCUUUCGAGCGAAUUAGCAGAGAUUAAAAAUGCAGUUGAGCAGUUUCAAAGGAAGAUAACCGAACUUGAUGAAACAAUCGAAGCAAAAGAAGCCACUCUAAGGGAGCACGUAUCUACGAUGACUACCCUUCAGCAACAAGUGCAUGCACUGCAGAAAGCUGCUGAAGAGAUGGAGGUUAAACUGAGAGAGAAUGUGAGCAUGGGUACAGACAGGGCUGAAGGUUUAAGCCAGAAUAUAACAGACCUUAUGGAAGACGUUAAGGUGAAAGACUCUACUCUAAAGGAGCAGGCCUCUACCAUUACUGAGUUGAAAACCGAGGUUGAUGUUCUGCAGAAAUGUGUUGAAGAGAAGGAGGUUAUCCUGAGCGAGAAGUGCAAAGCUGCAAACACUGCUGAAGAUUUAAGCAAGCAGAUCGCAGACCUUAUGGAAGUGGCUGAUGUGAAGGCGGCAACUAUAAAACAGCAUGUGUCUGUAAUUGCUGAGCUUAAACAGCAGGUAGAAACUCUGCAAAAAGAUGUGGAAGAGAAAGAGGUCAGGAUUAGAGAGAAUGCGAUCCUGGGAACAAACACAGCAGAAGAGCGCAAGAAAAAGAACGCAGAUCUUAUGGAAGAGAUUAAGGUGAAAGACUCGAGUCUAAAGGAACUCGCUUCUGCCAAUACUGAGCUGAAAAACCAGGUUGAAGCUUUGCACACAGAUAUAAAGGAGAAGGAGGUUAGCUUGAGAGAGAGCAAGACACUUAUGCAAGAACAAGUUAUUGCCAGGGAAGAAAUCGGCAAGAAAAUGGAAGUCUUGCAGAUGGAAAUAGAUGCAAAUAAAAAUAGCGUAACAGGGAAAGACGAGGAAGUUCGGAAAUUGCUCGCCACAAGUAACGACCUUCGUGCACAGUUAGAAAUCUUGCAGAAGGAAUCCGGCGAAAAGGAAGCUAGCUUGAGGGAGGCGAUAUCUGUGGCAGAUGUUAUUCAGAAGCAAGUGGAGGAGCACGAAGCUAAGCUAGUUCAGGAGAAUACCGAUCUACUCGUGAAAGCCUCUACAGUUGAGAAGCUUCAGUCGCAGCUGGAGUGCCUGCAGAGAGGGGCAGAGAAAAACGAGGCGACGUUGAAGGAGAAGGACGAAGCUCUACAGGAGAAGGUUUCCACGGUAGCAGAGAUGCUUAUGGAGAAUCAACAACUAGAGGAUCGACUGGCAGAGAUGAAGUGUGAGCACGACAAGGCCCGUUGCACCGUGGAGGAACUCGAGAGCACGACGGCAACGCUCGAGCGAUCGCAGAACAGACUGACGGAGGAGAUCGGAGGUCUACGCACGGAGAUCGAGGGCAAGAAGGCGGAUGUGUCGGGCUUGCAGACGCUCGCGGUCGAGCAAGAGCAGACGAUGGAAAUGCAGGAGAAGGCGAUCAACGAUAAAGCCGCCGACAUUAAGAGGCUACUCGAUGAGCUGGGCAGCGUGACUGAGAAGUAUGAGCAGCUGCAGAAGAGGCAGACGGGCCGGGAAGCUGCUGCCAGCAAGUCGUGUCAGCUAUGCCGUGAACUGCAGGUGGCCCUAGACGACAACAACAAGGAACUGUCUGAGCUGGAGCAUCUGUAUUCAGUGAGCAAGAAGGAGCUUGGGGAACUGCAGGAGAGGAGGGAGAGUGACGCAGCAGAGAAGCUGAGCGGUCUAAGCGAGGAGUUGGCGGGGAAGGAGAAGGAGCUGGAGGCACUGAGCAGAGAGCUGCGCACCAAGCAACGGCAAAUAGAGAAGCUGAGGGAAGACUUGGAUAAGUUGCGCUCGCAGGCGGGGGAGAAGGAGGCAGAGCGUGAUGCCACGCUACAGAAGUGGAAGGAGGAGAGGAACGAACUGGUAGGUAAACUGGAGACGGUGUUGAAGACGCAGCAGGCAGAGCUGAGGGAGCUGAGAGCAAGGCAGAAGGAGACCGAGGACAAUGCGCAGCAAGACAAUGCGCAGCAAGACAAUGCGCAGCAGGAGAAGCCGGAAGUGGUGGAAGCUACGGAACAGCCGAGUGAGGAUAAUAAUAUUGAAGAGAAGGAAGAGGAUCGGUUAGAGAUAGACGUAACACCUGUGCAGGCCCAGCGGCCCCGCAAGCAACGCACGCGGAAAAAGAGAAAGUCCGAGGAAAUAGAUCCGGAUUUCAGUGGCGUUCGUAGAUCUACUAGGAGUAGACGAACAACGAGACAAUCGACCAGAGCCUCAUCUUCUCCUACGACCACUACUGCUGCUGAUGAUGAUCACAUACAAAACGAGGUUUGUGUGGAAAAUACAACAACAGACAGUAGCAACGUGUUUGAAGUGGAGAGCUCAGCUGCUUCUACCACUCGGUCAAGCAAGCGGAGGCGCAAACCCCUGUCUAAGAUCGCCGAAAUAUUGCACAACAGUCCUGUGAACAAGACAGCUAGGAAAGUAAUGGAUUUUGCCCACAACUUAAUUUCACCAGAGAAAGACAAAGGGAAGGAAUUUGCUUCGCCUGAGCUUCCUUCUCAGACGACUGUAGGCAAGAAGAAAAGGAAACUCUACAAUGCAUCAUCAUCCACUCCACUGGAAAUGUCCCCCAUGGUGUUUCUUGACCAGCCAGAAAAAACUGAUGCUCACCAGAUUUUGAAGCAGCGCCUGAGAACGAGAAAAAGGUAGUCUACACAUCCACGCCAGAGUUUGCAAUGAAAGAAGUCCACUAUUGCGUAAUUGUGUGCGUGCGUGCGUGCAUGCAUGUGAGUGACACACCUUCAUCAGUGUGUGGUAGUUUUUCUUUGUAAAUGUAAGCACCGCGGCUUUGUGGGUAUUUGAUACAGCGCAAAAGCAAUGCCUGAUGUGGCAGAUGUGAUUUCGCCGUGCUAGGACACCUGUAGGAGAACUUGUUUAGUGACUAGCUAUAUUUUUUCUUUAGAAAACUGUCUAUAGAAUUAUGUAUGACACUUUUAGACUAGUGUGUCUAUAGGUUUAGAAGAGCUAAUGUAAAGGCUAAUAUAUCAUAUGUACAGUUGGGUGUGAAUGAGAGGGAGCAAAAAGGAAGAGGGAGUAACUUAACCCUAACUAUGGCAUCUUACGAUCUAAUUCACGUGUGUGAUACAAUGUAUUAUUACAGUAAUAAAAGUGAAGUGAUGUAAUUGAAGAAAUGAAAGAGUGGCUAUAGGAAGCAUAUGCUAAUGUAAUUAUGUAACCACCAGGGGUGGCAACCGGAGGUACACCCACGCUCCGAUCAGGGUAAAAAUCAGUAACUCGAUGGGUAAUCUAUAACAAAACAUUGCAACUGCUCUUCACCUGUAGUGCUGCGCUAGUCGAAGGAACUUGUGAAAACAAUCAGCAGACGAAGGGCUGAUUUAUCCCUACACACGAUAUAUUACAAGAGUAUAGAGAUAGAUAUACAAGUUAUAGAUAUAGCAAUAACUUCCUUCUAAAAUGCUAAAGAUGCGGUUUUAAGCACUGAAAUUUGCAGGAAAAAUCGUAUCCCCUAGGUUUUGAUAGCUUUUGCCCCCUACUCGCAAUAUGAAUUUAAACCCCCGCUGGUGAAGGCCCUUAGCCAUCCCCCUACCCCCUUCCCGGCGGGAACCCCCCCUCCCCCCGCCGUUAGUUAUCUUGGCACCUCGUCAGGGACCUUGAACCCCUCCACCAUUGUCAAGCAAUCUCUGAAGCUACCCUUGACCAUGAAACAAAACAUCGAGUUUAAUUAUAAGGGGUUGGGUUUGAUAGAAGUAUGUUACUAGUAACCCCCAAUCAACAUACAAUGAAGCUAUACGGUAAAUAUGUGGUGUCAUGGGUUUUUCCUGUAUUAUGCAUGUCAUAUUAUAUAAAAAAUGGCAUCAUAAAGAAUCUAAACUAUAUAAUACGUUUGUAUAAUUUCUUUUACUUUUGUUUUAUAUAUAUACAAUUGUAUUCCUUGUUGAAUAUAUACUCACAGCUGUGCACUUGAGUAUUUUUGUGUGGGACGAUUUGCAUGUAUACCUGCAAUUUCUGUAACAAUAAAAACGUACACGAAGAAUGAAUAUAGAUGUAUAUGUAA